This is a messenger RNA of Conger conger (European conger), 689 nucleotides long. RefSeq names its product sperm acrosome membrane-associated protein 4-like. The coding region runs from base 1 to 432 and encodes 143 amino acids. The record is from RefSeq and is a predicted model, not a curated record. The transcript has 4 exons. Lineage: Eukaryota; Metazoa; Chordata; Actinopteri; Anguilliformes; Congridae.
AUGAACGUCCGUCUGUUGGUGGUCUUUGUGCUGUCUGUUAGCCUGGAAGGCAUAUCUGAUGACCGGUCUUUGAACAAUGGCACAGCCUCUCUGACCUGCAACAAGUGCAGUGUGGGGCUUUUUGGAACAUGUCUGAUGCCUGGCUUCGUGGAGUGUGAUGCCUCUGAGCCCAACUGCUACACUGGGAGAGCAGAGUUCCCCUCCAUCUCUGGAUUCCUGGGCUUCAACACUCAGGGCUGCCUUGACUCUUCCUCCUGCAACACCAUCACCAACGGCACCAUCUUGGGCGCUGGGUACACGAUCACCUGCACCUGCUGCACCACUGACUUAUGCAACCCAGUGGUGAGCGGAGCUGCUCCUGUCCAGCUGUCUCUGAGUGUGGCUGCUAGCGCCGCCCUGCUGGCCUGCAUGUGGCACAGCGGGCAGUACUAGACCCUGCAGUGUGCAGCUGACUGGGACCCCACUGCUCAAACGGCCGGCGAUCCAGUCCAGUCAUUCAUACACACACACACACACACACACACACACAUGCACACACACAUGCGCACACACAUUCGCGCACACACAUGCGCACACACACAUGCGCACACAAACAUGCACACACAAACAUGCACACACACACAUGCACACACACCAACACACACACCAACACACACACACACUCACACACACACACACAACCGGUCUGA